UCUCGUAGGGGGAACCGGGAAUGCAGAGCGGGACGAGCCAGGUCGCGGGGGCUCGAGUGAUAUACCCUGCGCAUCCUGGAGGAAUCCGAGCCCCCGGCCCUGAGUCGCCCCAGCACCUCCUUUCCAGCUCUGGGAGGAAGAGGGCGGCGCCACCGAGUUUGUUUACUUUUGUGCACGCCCGUCAGUGUUUACUCUUCCAGUCCUGCGGCAGGAAACGAGAGGAAGUUAAUGUCCCCAAUAGGCGGGUUCUGAUUACUGGUGCCACUGGGCUUCUUGGCAGAGCUGUGUAUAAAGAAUUUAAGCAGAAUAAUUGGCAUGCCUUUGGCUGUGGUUUUAGAAGAGCAAGACCAAAAUUUGAACAGGUUAAUCUUUUGGAUUCUGAAGCGGUUCAUCACAUCAUUCAUGAUUUUCAGCCCCAUGUCAUAGUACAUUGUGCAGCAGAGAGAAGACCAGAUGUUGUUGAAAAUCAGCCAGAUGCUGCUUCUCAACUUAAUGUGGAUGCUUCUGGGAAUUUAGCAAAGGAAGCAGCUUUAAUUGGAGCAUUUCUAAUCUACAUUAGCUCAGAUUAUGUAUUUGAUGGAACAAAUCCACCUUAUAGAGAGGAAGACGUACCAAGUCCCCUAAAUCUGUAUGGCAAAACAAAAUUAGAAGGAGAAAAGGCUGUCCUAGAGAACAAUUUAGGAGCUGCUGUUUUGAGAAUUCCUGUUCUGUAUGGAGAAGUUGAAAAGCUUGAAGAAAGUGCUGUGACUGUUAUGUUUGAUAAAGUGCAGUUCAGUAACAAGUCAGCUAACAUGGACCACUGGCAGCAGAGGUUCCCCACACAUGUCAAAGAUGUAGCCACUGUGUGUCGCCAGUUAGCAGAGAAGAGAAUGCUGGAUCCAUCAAUUAAGGGAACCUUUCACUGGUCUGGCAACGAACAGAUGACUAAGUAUGAAAUGGCAUGUGCAAUUGCAGAUGCCUUCAACCUUCCCAGCAGUCACUUAAGACCUAUAACUGACCGUCCUGUCGUAGGAGCACAACGUCCAAGAAAUGCUCAGCUUGACUGCACCAAAUUAGAGACCUUGGGCAUUGGCCAGAGAACACCAUUUCGAAUUGGAAUCAAAGAAUCACUCUGGCCUUUCCUCAUUGACAAGAGAUGGAGACAAACAGUCUUUCAUUAGUGUAUGUGCAGUUUGUUUUUUUUUUUUAAUUGAGAAGUAUAGUAUGUGGCACUUUUUAAAGAAAAAAGGAAAUAGUUUUGUAUGAGUGCUCUUUAAUUGUGACUCAUGAUCUUUCAGGUAAACUAUGCUCUUGCACUAGUGAAAUUGUCUAAAGAAACUAAGGGCAAUGAUGCCUCAUUUGAAGUAAUGAUUUUUCUUUUUAUCCUUUUGUUCUGGCUUAAUUUUGUUUUGAGUAUAGUGAAUUAUGAUUCUUAAAUAUUUACGAGCCAGGAUGAGACAGAUCUACUGUAGACUUUUUUUUGGAUGAAAUGCAUUAUUCAUUCCUAUAACCUCUACAUUUUCAGGACUUUUGCAACUGUUGACCUUUUUAUGUUUUAAAGUGAGUUAAGUAGUAUGAAAAUCAUUGGUGUUCAUUAUUUGCAUUGCUUGAGCUCUGAUCAAAAUGUUUGAAGAAAGAAACUUUAUUUUUGCAACUUAUGUGCAGUUUUUAAGCUUGAGAUAUUUCAACGUGUUACAUAUAUUGGAACUCCUGUAGCUUGAUGCCUCCUGCUUUUGUAGCAGUGUAUGGUGAGCACUUGACAGAGAGAGUAUAUGUGUAUGUGUAUGUGUUUUUUUAAUAUGUGUAAAACUGUCCUUUUCACUCCAUGUCACUAAGUGAUAUUUCAUAUCUGUGGUUAUACUAAUAAUGAUGGGCCUUAUAAGUCUUUUGGCCAUUCAAAAAUAAUAAUAAAUAUGUACUGCUGGCAUGGUAA
This is a messenger RNA of Callorhinus ursinus (northern fur seal), 1912 nucleotides long. Lineage: Eukaryota; Metazoa; Chordata; Mammalia; Carnivora; Otariidae. The record is from RefSeq and is a predicted model, not a curated record.